Messenger RNA from Ixodes scapularis (black-legged tick), 3699 nucleotides. RefSeq names its product nose resistant to fluoxetine protein 6-like. The record is from RefSeq and is a predicted model, not a curated record. Lineage: Eukaryota; Metazoa; Arthropoda; Arachnida; Ixodida; Ixodidae. Gene Ontology annotation, molecular function: acyltransferase activity, transferring groups other than amino-acyl groups. The transcript is spliced from 15 exons. The coding region runs from base 460 to 2796 and encodes 778 amino acids.
CCGCAGCUCCCGCCUCUUCCUCCCUCUCCGCCUGUCGCUCCUUUCCCCGUGGUCACGUAAAAGAAAAACGGCGGACGCCCUUCCAUUGGCGCGAGACACCGUUCGCCUCGUGACGUCAGCGUUUUCUUCCUUGCCCACCACGUGCACUUGCACUGGUCUACCCGGCAUCACCGUUCGCGAUUCCACGCAAUGCUCCGUGUACUUCCCUCGCUGAGCUGGACGCACAACAGUCGCGUUGUUUUCGCUUGAACGCGCCGCUGCUCGCACCCGCUCUCUCCGUAGCGCUCCUCGGUCCUGCCACUGUUAGGAUGUGCUCCUGGUCAUCGACUCCUCGCGGUCUCUUCUGAGGAUCGACUGUGACUAUACCCCGCCGGAACUUCGGCGAUCCGAAGAUUGUCUUCGCCGAAGGCUCGACGCUCGUUCACAUUGGGAUACGCGAGGACCGUGUACCAGGCCAACAUGCAGGUCCUCUGGACGCUUCUUCUGGUGGUCGCCGUAGCUGUUCAAGGUCAAACGUCGUCUUCCACGUCUCCAGUGAGCGCAACGACGACGACGUCCACGACGACGACGACGACUACGACGACAGAGACACCGCUAACGACGACGCCCGAUGCCGCCGAGCUUGUGCGACAGUCGUGGGCCAAAGUGGAGUCUCUGCUCAAGUCGACGGUAGACACGCAGUUGAGGAGGCUUUUGCCGCAGAUGCUUCGUGCGAGCGGUGAAUCUGGAAUGUCGCCAGAGUGCCAGGCCGCCAACUUCAAGGUGAUGCUUGGUCUGCGGCAACUCAAGUCGUGGGCCAUCAGAUUGUUGGACGCCACAGGACGACCGGCGGCAGGCACGCUGGAAGGCACAUUGUCCGACUUUGGAAAUUACGACGAGUGUCUCAAGAUCCGGCUGAUGGACGACUACAGCGGCGAAGAGACCUUCCGUGGCAAGUACUGCACUCUCAAGUUUGCAGCGCCCAUGCCUCCGAAGCCAGAGCGACUAAACUACCAUCAGAACCUUUUCAACACCACGUUGGACGAAGGAGGGCUGCUAGAGGACAUGGCAAGAGGGGCACCCUACUUCUACCACCUGUCCCCUAAACUUGGAAUUUGCAUUCCUUCACCUUGUACAGGCGGAGAUAUUGAAUCACUUAUAAAUACAGUCCUUAAACCAUUAAGCUGGAACGUCACCGCCAUCAACUGCGACGUAGAUGGGCCAAUAACCAUCAAGAAAAACCAACUAGCCAUCAUCGUUGUCAUAGGCGUUAUUGUAUUUCUCUGCCUUUUGGGUACCUUGAUGACUGCAUGCCGCCGGAUGUGCUCAGAGGACAGCAGCAACCUUAGACCUAAUUUAUUCUUCGAAAUCAUGAAAUGCUUCUCACUCUACGACAACACCGUGAAGCUCUUCAACACCAAAUCGACUCAGGGGACUUUGGGUGUCCUUCAUGGCGUCAAAUUCCUCAGUAUGUGCUGGGUCAUCCUGUGCCAUAGUUACAUCUUCCUUAAUCCUGAACGAGUUGUGUCUCUCGAAAAUAUUCAUGAGGAUCCAUUCACUUAUUCGUUUCAAAUCAUGAUGAAUGGAUGGCUUGCCGUUGACACCUUCUUCAUGCUGGGUGGCAUCACUCUGGCAUAUUCAACGCUGCGCCACAUGGCGGAUAACAAGGGUCGACUCAACAUCUUAAUAUAUUUCUUCCACCGAAUAUUCAGGAUCGUUCCUCCUCUGGGUUUCACCGUCGCCUUGAUCAUCUUGCUCCCCCUGUUCGGGCGGGGUCCCGUCUGGCAUGAGAUCGUCGACGUCCAGGCCAACAAGUGCGAGCAGAACUGGUGGCAGACGAUGCUCUUUUUCGCCAACUUUGUCACCACCUAUGAUUCCAUCUGCUUGGAGACUACAUGGUACCUGCAGUGUGACAUGCAGUUUUACAUCCUUGCCUUGGCCAUAAUUCUUCCUAUGUACAAACACCCGAUCCUGGGAAGCCUCAUCAACCUUAUGUUCCUUGUUGUGUCGUUCAUAAUUACCGCGGUUAUCAUAGUCUACUACAACUUCCCUGCCAUCAUGAUCUUCUUACAUCCCGACGUUGAACUCAUCAAGAAGGAAGCCUUCUACAUACACUGGAGGCCUUACACCCACUACGGACCAUACGCCGUCGGGCUUUUCAUGGGCCUGCUGUUCUACAGGAAGCAAAAGAUACGCUUCAGCAAGGGUUUGGCCAUUCUCGGCUGGGCAAUGGCCAUCAGUCUCCAGUUGGCAAUGAUCUACGGGAUCCGGGACUGGCACGAGCACUACGAGACCGUCGGAAUCAUCGGCUACGUCUUCGCCGUCACACACCGCACGGCAUGGGCCGCUACCGUCGCCUACAUAGUAUUCGCCACACACUUCGGCCUCGGGGGCUGGAUCGGACAGUUUCUGCAGUGGAAGGCGCUGGUGCCGCUGAGUAGGUUGACCUUCCUCACGUACCUUCUUCACCCGCUGGUCAUGUGGUACAAGAACGGAAACCUCAGAGAACGUGUGUUCCUCCGACACUUCCCCGAAAUGGCCAACAACGUCGUUUCCGACCUGGUCUUCUCAUACGCGGUCGCUUUCAUCGCCACCCUGCUGUUCGAGGUGCCCGUCCUGAACCUGGAGAAGAUCAUCCUCAGGCCCUUCAUGGGGGCGCCCAAGAAACAGGGUGGCAAUGGCCGGUCGGGCAACGGCGUCUCGAACACGGCCUACUCGCCCGAGUCGCCUCCCGUCGACUUCGUGAUUAACGGACACCACUACCCCGACGACUACAAGAGGGCCGCCGGAGAACGGAACAGUUCUUCGAGGCUUUGAUGGGAACGACGAGAAACAACGCGGGGUACGCGACCGUAUCGUACCAAUACUACCUAGAAGAGGAGUCUCGCGCCUUUCGCCUUCAAUCGUCAUCGCUAGUGAAUCUACGCAGCACCCCCUAGCUUGCGUCAGCGUCGCCGCCAGCGCGUUUCGCAGCGUCCCACACAGCGAGCGCUACGCUAGCAGAUGGCGACGUUAAGGCGGACGUGCCGACGCCAAGACGGACGCGUCUUGGCGUCGGCACGUCUUGGCAAACACAGCUUCGGUGUGUUUGCCGCUAGGGGCGGGUCGGAGGAUUCACAAAUGAUAACGUCAUGAGUGGGCCUUGCCUUCUAGGCGGCGUUGGUCUUACCGAGUUACGUCUUUGAUGGCGGAGGUGGAUCUGCAUUCCGUGCGCGUGUUGGUACGCGUCUACAAUUGUCCCCGUCUCAACGCUUCCGCAGCGAGAUAUGUGAACAGCGGAAGACGACGUCCGGGGGAUCGAGACGACUCCUAUCGCGAUUUUCUUGUUUGUUGACGGGACUGAUGUUUUGUAGUUAGGAUUUAUUUCUUUUUGUUUUGGUUUUCCAGUUUGACGUAUCUGGAGGACGUUUUGUGCGACGUGAAAUAUGAGCCCCACUGCAUUUUAGUCUACGUUUACAACGACACCGUGCAGUGCGGUCACGACGCGGAAGCGUGGCCUCACGUUUGCUACGCACGAAUUUAGGAAUAGGAGAUGGACGGUUUUGUAGACGCGUAAGUAACUAGGUCGAUGAACGAUAUGUAACGUGUCACGAGAAAGAACACGUGCCAUUUUAAAACAAUGUUUAGUUGAUGGGGCGGUUGCUUUUAUUACACAGUCGUGUACAGUGUGCUCGGAUUAAACCCCAGUGGUCUUUCGUUCUUCGAUUUCAUCGGGUCAUU